Manihot esculenta (cassava) is the source of this 2895-nucleotide messenger RNA. Its product is annotated as ultraviolet-B receptor UVR8. Lineage: Eukaryota; Viridiplantae; Streptophyta; Magnoliopsida; Malpighiales; Euphorbiaceae. The transcript has 14 exons. The record is from RefSeq and is a predicted model, not a curated record. The coding region runs from base 30 to 1334 and encodes 434 amino acids.
CUAAAUAUUGUCUUAAAAAUAUUUUUCAGAUGACCAUUCCAGUAACCACCGGUAAGUUCUCGCAAAAUGGAGAGAGGAAAUGUACAAAGCAAUUUGGCCUUAACGCUUUGAAGUCUCCACUCCACGCCAUUCCGAUUGGAAAGAAGGAGGAAGGAGUGAUGGUUAUGUGGAAUAGAGCAAGCACUGAGCUCAGAAGAACAUGCAAAAGAUGGUUCUCAAGUGAAUCGACGCGAAGGACAUAUGCAGCGCUUUGGGGGAAUGGGGAUUUUGGGAGAUUGGGCUUGGGGAAUUUGGAUUCUCAGUGGAGGCCUAGGCUUCUUCCUUCCUCUGCUUUUGGAAAUCAAGGCCUCAAUUCUAUUGCCUGUGGUGGAGCUCACACCCUCUUCUUAACAGAAACUGGGCGUGUUUAUGCCACUGGUCUUAAUGAUUUCGGACAGCUUGGCAUAUCGGGCAAUUAUGCUUAUACUAUGGAGCCUAUUGAAGUUUCUGGGAUUAAGAAGGAAGUUGUGCAAAUUUCAGCUGGUUAUCAUCACUCUUGUGCCAUUACAGUGGAUGGGGAGCUCUAUAUGUGGGGAAGGAACUCAAAUGGACAGCUGGGCCUGGGAAAAAAGAGGCAAAGUGUAGUUCUUCUGCCAACCAAAGUAGAAUGGUUGAGUGGACUUGCCAUUAAAAAGGUUGCUUUGGCCUCUGAGCAUUCAAUUGCUGUUACUGAUGGAGGUGAGGCAUUAAGUUGGGGAGGGGGAGGUUCUGGACAACUUGGCCAUGGCAAUCGAUCAAGCAUCUUGGGGUUUUUGAGGAGCACCAGUGAGUAUACACCGAGGCGUAUUACAAAACUGGAGGGAGUUAAGGUUAAAAAUGUUGCUGCUGGGUUGCUUCAUUCAGCAUGCAUUGAUGAAAAUGGCGCCAUUUUUGUAUUUGGUGAAAGAGUAACCGGUAGAUUGAGUUUUGGAGAGAAAAAUAAUGCUGCAACACCAUUCAUGAUAGCUGAAUUCCCAUGGUCCAAAGAAGUUGCAUGUGGUGGAUAUCACACAUGUGUUGUCACAGGUGGUGGAGAACUUUAUUCUUGGGGAUCCAAUGAAAAUGGUUGCCUUGGUAUCGGUUCUACCAGCGCCUUUCAUUUGCCAGAAAGAGUUGAAGGUCCUUUCUUGAGAUCUCCAGUUGAACAGGUUUCCUGUGGUUGGAAGCACACAGCUGCAAUUUCUGUUGUACUUAUUACAGCUGUGUUUUAUAUUCAAAAUUCAGUGCAAGCACACCCCAUAGUUCUCCCUCCAAAAAUCCCUGUGAGAAAGCCUCUUAAGCACGUUAGUAUAGCCUUAUUUUCACAAAGUGAAUGAGACGGGGUAGCCAUUUGUUGAUUCUGAAUUUAACAUAUUAAACAAAAAUAUGAAAGGGAAAAAUCAUAAACUAAAAGGUAACAUAAAAAUAAAAUAAUGUGAAAAAGAAAAAAUCUACCCAAAUGGCUUCAUUUAUGACCUAAAAUUGGUUUCUAUGAAAUUUGUGGAGACUAAUUGCUCCCUGAAGAAGGAGAAGAUAAAGAACAACAAUGUGCAUAAAACCUAAUAGUUAUUGGCAAUAAUUAGAAAAAGCAACAGUAGCACUAAAGGUCAGAACCAUUGCCCAACCCAUCCCUCUCACAAAUUGAGUACAUCACCUCCUCUUUUCAUUGUGAUCACUAAAUUAUUUGUGCAAAAAACAUAGUUCUCUCUUCCAUUAGAGCAAAUCUAAGAAGGAAGAAAAGAUAAAUUGAAAGAUCUCUAAACAACCAAUAUUGGCCCCAGGGUGUAGUUAUGUGAGCUUAAACGUCUAUCCUGUCACCUUGAACGGCAUGUGGUCCUAGAGGAUGGGUCAAUGUUGGAACAAGAGACAAAAGAUUGAGCCAUGAUAUGAUCGUUAAAUGAUAUGGCAUGUGGUCUACAGAAUUCAAUAUGAUUAGUUAAAAAAAGAGACAAAAGGUUGAGUCAUGAUAUGGUCGAGGAGGAUUGUGUGUGGCUAACAAUAUUCAAGAUGAUUAGUUAAAGGAUAUGGCAUGGCAUGUAGUUAGAUGGGUUUAGGUUUUGUUUGAAGAGAUUCAGGGCAUAAAUAGUCAACCCAUUUAUGGAAUGCUCCAAAACUAAGCAGAUUGACCUGCUUAACCUAGUAUAAAUGCCAACAAUUCUUUUAAUCAAGUAAAUCUUGGUUAAACUCAAUAAAUUUUUAUAAUGUAUCGGUCCACUUAACAUGAACAAAUAUAUAUAUAUAUGUAUAUAUAUGACCUUGUAGUAAUAAAUAAAAAUCUUGUGAUUAUGCAAUUAAUGAAAAAUAAAUGUUCAGGUAAUUACAUACUUACAAGUUCUGUAAUAAAUUUAAUUUAAAGUUUUGGUCACAACCAAUCCUUUUAAUUUUGUUAUUCUCUAUACAACCUAUCAAAGAGGUGUUAAAUAACAUCAACAUGCCACAUCACAAAAUUGCUAACAUGUAAUAUUUUUGUUUAUUGUUAAUGUUAAAUUUGGGUCAAGGAGGAGUGCUUGUGGCCUAUACAAGGGGUACAUUAUCCAUUCCAUAAAUGACGUGGGAUUCAACACUCUUCACAGACAGAAUUUUAUUGGUGUGACAUAUUUAUGGGAGGCCCAACAUCAGAGAGCCUGAAAAGCUCUGAUACCAUGUUAAAUUUAGGUCAGGCCUAACUCAUCCAAAAACUAGUUUAAGGGAGAGGAGUGUUUAUGGUCUAUAUAAGGAGCACAUCACCCUUUCUUUAAUCGACGUGGCAUUCAACAGUUAAAAUUAGAAUAAUAAAUACGAAUGAAGAAAAACAACACAGUAAGAUUUAUGUAGUUUGGCUAUGAGUCUACGUCCAUAGACACAAAACCUUCGAGGCUACUUCUUUAUUCAAUUGUUUGUUUGUUAGUUUUUUUUUUU